AGGGUGGCAAUAGAUAUACGCUUCAGGAUCUCAGCGAAGUAGCUCUAGGGGUCCGCUGAAUAACAUUAUUUCAGGGGGCGUACUGUACUGCUAGCUGUCCUGACUACCUAAUCACUAAUCUGACUAAUCUAACUGCUGCCUCUUUCUUCGCGAGCCACUUAAAUCCGAAUUCCGCGUCGGGCCUCGGAACUCCGAACUGCUUUCGAGUCUACGGACGUUUGUGAUUCAUCGUCUUCUCCAAUGUCUAGGUAUGUAACAAAAAGAAAAUUCAAUCUAUUCUCAAUCCAUCUUAUCAAUCUAGCAGAUUCGACUUGACCGGAAGCCUGGCCAAAUUUCGUACCAUACCCUAUUACCGUGAAUUCACCUCCAGGACGAUGGUUGAUGCCCAAGCCAGUAACGCGCCUCAGCCAUCCGAGGAUGAUGAGCAUGACCAAGACCAAGACCAGGACCAAGAGGAUCAUCAUCAAGGCCCCGCACGGAAGCGGCAAAGAGUAAGGCUUUCAUGUUUAGAGUGCCGCCGCCGAAAGCUUUCAUGCUCUAGGGAGCUGCCUUGUGAUCGUUGUAUCAAAUCCGGGACACCCGAGAGGUGUACUUAUGAGUCGAGACCCGGCGUAACGGCGGUCCCCGCAGGAGAGAAACCUUCCUUUACCCCUUCUGCUCUUCCCGUGUCAUUUAGUUCCGACGCCCGUCGUCACUCUACGAAUCCUCCCUCAACCCGUCGCGAGGUUGAGCCGUCUGUGCUCAGAGAUGCUGUACGUGAUCAUGACAGGAUUCGGCGACUUGAACUCGAAGUUGCCCAACUGAGAAGUGCUUUAUCAAAACAAGCAUCGGUUGAUGGUAGCACAAUGGUGGCCUCGCCAUCGACCUUGAAGGACUCUGUCAAAGAUGGUCAGUCUGUACCUUCAAAUCCUACAUGCACUCCGCAAAAUAUCGAGUUGUUUGAAUACGGGAAUUUGCGGGGGCAUGACUUUAAGACUAAAUACUUUGGCCCGCACAACGCAUGGUCGUCCCUUCAGGAACUUACCGGUAUAUUUCAUUUCAUGAGAGAGACGGCCGAGGAGUGGCUCAAACCUCUCAAUAUUCAAAAGAAGGAUCGCAGAAAGCGAAAGGAGGACCGCGACAAGAAAUUUACCGAGUCUGACGUUGGUCUAGAGUCGCUUCUCCCUUCUAAAGAAGAAACAGACUCUCUCGUCGCCGUGUAUCUAGAUCAGUUCGAGCAGAUUCAUCGCGUCGUUCACAUACCAACCUUCAAAGCCGAGUAUGAGACAUACUGGGACCCAUCCAAGACAAACACCGCCUCAUUUACCGCCCUCCUACUGUCCAUGAUUUCUGUAUCCUGCUGCUUGGAUAUGCAGGCAUCCAACAAAUUUGUAGGCAUUAAAUCUAGCUCGAUUCAGAUGGCCGAGAAAUGGGUCAAGGCAUGUGACGAGUGGUACUCGCGGCAAAGCCAGAAACACCGCAAACUCGUCCAUUAUCAAAUCGCUUGCCUUCUUUAUCUUGCUAAGCGAGUGAAUCUCAUCAAGAAGAAGCGAUUUUGGACUACAUCCGGUACAAUGAUUCGCGAUAGUCUCAUGGUAGGACUUCAUCAGGACCCUGAUCGCGUGGUAGGGAAAGUGUCCCCGUAUAUUGCGGAGAUGCGACGAAGAAUAUGGGCUACUAUAGUCGAGUUCGACGUCCAGUCAUCAUUUGACCAAGGUCUUCCCACGCUUAUGAAUACAGUUCAGAAUGACUCCGACGCGCCUAGAAAUAUAGAUGACGAUAGCUUCAACGAAAGUUCCCAGGAACUGCCUAUUUCGCGUCCAGCUCACGAUUACACAUAUACGUCGUAUCUACAUUUAAGUCGCCAGAGUCUCGCCCUUCGUACGGAGCUGAACAAGCUAUUGACCGGACCACCAGCAGAACUUGAAUGGGAGCAGGUCCUUCAAUAUAGCGACAUGAUUACUCACGAGAUCGACCGACUACCAUCAUGGGAUUUGGACAAUGAAAAGGGCCCGGAGCACUCGCGAAAGCCAAUCUUAGCACAUACAUUACUACAUCUCCAACUAAGACAAUAUCUAAUUCCGCUUCUCCAACCGUACCUAAAGCUUAGGAAAUUUAACUCCAAGUACCAGGUCGCGGAGCUCAUUUAUUAUACCGCGGCUCGAGACAUCGUUAUAAUGCACGAUCGGCUGUACCAAAAAGGAAUUCGGACACUCUAUUUCCUCCGUGAAGACACAAUGAAUUCGGUCAUCAACCUCUGCAACGUAACAUUGCAUCAACCGAAAGAUUCGUCGAGCCUGAUUAUGUAUAACUCACAAGAGACUCUUAGACUCAUUGAGAGGUGCAUUACUAUGAAAGAAGACCGCGUGCUGAGAUGCGGCAAUAACGAUCCGUGGGGGUACUCGUCAAUGUGCGCGGCUUACGGCCUUUUAGAGACGCACAUGGGCAUUAAGACGUCGGAGGCAGCCAAGGCUUCCGCGGCAGAACGGUUUAUCAGUCUACAUUACAAGCUGCUCGCAUUCCAGAUUCCGCCCUAUUCCUCCCAACCACCACAACCUCUUUCGACUUCCUCGCAGACAGGUCAAGACCCAAUUAACCGAGCAAAGUCAAUUACACCGUUCCCCAUGGAUACAACACCUACUAUUCAGAUGGCGACCACGUCAUAUCAGCAGCGGGAUGGCUUACCACUGUCGAUGCCGUGGUUACUACCAUCAACCUCAGAUUCUAGCACACUUCCUAUUCCGAAUCCCGAUUUCAAUUUCGAAAUGCUCGGUUCCGACCUGAAUGAUCUAUGGGGAGAUUGGGGAGGUCCUAAUGACUUGGUAUAAAAUGUCUUCUUAGCGGCCUGUUCCUCAAGGCGCGGAUAUUUCGUGUGCUAGGCGCUGGAGGCCUCGCAACGAAUAAUGGUUUAAUUCUGUGAUAUUAGAUAGGGAUAGAGAAAAUGAUAGCUUAUGAUACCCAGAACGAAUUGAUUUCGAGUAAGAGGACUUGAUGGUGCGAAUCUUCACAAAUGACUUUGGCUGUCGACUACACGCGUAUGCAUAUAUACGUAGAUGAUACUAUUAUAAGAUAGGCGCAUAUAGCGCGCGUACUGAUGACUGCUUGGUAGGUCAGAUGCAUUCGGUAAUUUAGAUGCAAGCCGCCCGCCUGAUGUAACCACUGCUCCGCGAGCCGGG
Daldinia vernicosa is the source of this 3155-nucleotide messenger RNA. RefSeq names its product fungal-specific transcription factor domain-containing protein. The record is from RefSeq and is a predicted model, not a curated record. Gene Ontology annotation, biological process: regulation of transcription by RNA polymerase II; DNA-templated transcription. NCBI's taxonomy places the organism in Eukaryota, Fungi, Ascomycota, Sordariomycetes, Xylariales, Hypoxylaceae. Gene Ontology annotation, molecular function: zinc ion binding; DNA-binding transcription activator activity, RNA polymerase II-specific; RNA polymerase II cis-regulatory region sequence-specific DNA binding. Bases 375 to 2807 code for a protein of 810 amino acids. The transcript has 3 exons. Gene Ontology annotation, cellular component: nucleus.